AUGGAUUUUUAUAAUAACAGUUUAUACAACUCUCUAUCUCCACUAAGGCAUCCACCAUUCACACCACCGGAGACCAUCGGAAUUGGUCUUCUAGCAUCUCUUUCUUUCUCUCUUUGUGCUAAAGCAUCAUCUGCUCACCAUCAGUGUCCACCUCUUUCACUGGUUAUAAUAGAUGAUCUCUUCAUACUUCUCUCUUCUCCACCGACCCCUUCCCUCCUUCUCGAUGUGGAUAGGUGGCUGGGUGGUUCUCGACUUGGGGAAGAUGAUGAAACUGCAGGUGUUGUUGGGAAACGGAAUUCAGGUGUGAUAGAUUUUUUUGGUGGAGUAGUGUUGCGGGAGAGGCAAUAUCAUGCUUACUUCAUGUAUGAAGUUGACUCUUGGACCAUCAUUGCUGCAGAUUGGGCAGCUAUUUUGACGUGUUUAAUGACCAUAAAGGGCUUAUUGCAUGAAUCAAAACAUCACAGGAGGUGGCUAUGGUCUUCAUGCUGCAUUGGCAUGGUAGUGCCAGUGUUUUGGUUGCAUCAUAUGCUCAGGUUGGCAAAGUUCAGAUGGGAUGUUGUAUGGCUACCAUUAGGUCCCAUUAGUGUCGCUGGAGUGUGCAUUUACGUAGAGUAUUUACUGAAUGUGUCAUCUGAAGAAGAGAAACUUAGAGGAUAUAUGUAUGCAUAUAAAGCCAGGUAAGAGUGCAGAGGAUGUAUGUAUGGGCCCUUAAAGCCAGUUUAGAGCUUUCCCUAAUCGAAUUUAAUACUCGUCUAGUUCCAUUAUAUGAUAGCCCCCCUUACUAAGUUUCUUGGUGUACGAUGGGAAAGAGCUGAAACUAGUGGCCAGAGCUCUUCUCCUUUUCCACUCUCCUUUUACCCCCACAAGGGGCUUAUAUAUGUUCAUUUGAUAUAUUUCACCGUAAAUCUUUGUUCCUGGCACUCAGAAAAAUAGUC
Messenger RNA from Solanum pennellii, 935 nucleotides. RefSeq lists its product as uncharacterized. Lineage: Eukaryota; Viridiplantae; Streptophyta; Magnoliopsida; Solanales; Solanaceae. The record is from RefSeq and is a predicted model, not a curated record.